Trifolium pratense (red clover) is the source of this 2139-nucleotide messenger RNA. RefSeq names its product protein WVD2-like 7. The record is from RefSeq and is a predicted model, not a curated record. Bases 135 to 1775 code for a protein of 546 amino acids. NCBI's taxonomy places the organism in Eukaryota, Viridiplantae, Streptophyta, Magnoliopsida, Fabales, Fabaceae. The transcript has 9 exons.
UAACUAUACAAACGGCCACAUAAAAUGAAAUAAUAAAAUAAUAAUGCAACUAAACAUAGAGGGUCAUAAUAAUUGUGACAAAGUUUGGAUCUUUUGAGGUUUCAACGUUGUUGGUGUGUGAAACAACAAACAUCAUGGGAGAUUCAGCUUGUCUCGUGCAACCAUUUUGUUAUGCUUCUGGAAUUUCCAAUGAUUCCAAUGAGAACAACACAAAUCAUCCACUUGGACAAUCAAUCUCAUUUGGAAGGUUCAUGACAGAAUCACUAGCAUGGGAGAAAUGGUCAAGUUUCUCUCAUAAUCGCUAUGUUGAAGAGGCGGAAAGGUUUUCAAAACCAGGUUCAGUUGCACAAAAGAAAGCUUUCUUUGAAGCUCAUUACAAGAAACUUGCAGCUCAAAAAGCCGCCGCUGCUGCAUUGCUUGAAGAACAAAACAACGCUGCUGCACAAAACAAUGUCAUAGAUAAUAAUGAAAUAUUUAAGGAAGAACAAGAUGCAAAGGUUUUGAGUUUGGUUUCAGAAACUAGCUGCGAUUUAGAUUCAAAUGUAGAGACAUGUAUUGUUUCUGAAAGUAACAAGUUAGAAGAAUGUGAGGGAAAAAUGGAACAAGAAGUUGUUUUAAGGAAUUCAAUGAUGGUUGAAUUGGAAAAAAGGCUUCAAAAUGUUGAUACAUUUCAAGAGCAAAGUGAAAAGAUUAAUGCAACACCUCCAACCAAGACAUUGAAGAAGGUCUCUAGCUUGGAUCAAGAAGUUUUGGCAUCAACUAGCAAGAAGAAACCACCAGUUUCUUCCUUUAAGUUGUUAAAGUCUAACGGAACUUCGAAAUUCACAACUACUACACCUGUUAAAUCCACUGCUCCUAUUUCUUCCAAAAUAGAUAACUUUGCUACUCCAAUGAGCAAUAAAAAGAGUACUAGAGUUGAUUCUACACCUGCAACGUUAAGCAAUGCAGAUAAAAAAAGACCAACUCCAAAGAAAGUUAAUUUUACACCUAUUAGAGAAUUUAAUAGAUUUACUGCAUCAGUGAUGAAGAGGUUCGAAAGUACAAGAGUUGGCGCUUCUUCUUCAAAGGCUUCGAAGGAUAGCUUGACUCCUCUAAAAACACCAACCAUGGCUUCCAAGGAGAUGCAAAAGCAUUCUUCAUUGACGCCGUUAACAGAAAAUAAAAGGAACAAAACACCUAUUGAUUCAUCAGUGUCACGUAACCAUACAGCCGGUCCUAAAUGGCGCUUGCUUUCUGGAGAAAAUAAAAUGAGAUCACCAAUUAUAUCAUCACCUUUCGGCUUGAGGACAGAAGAAAGGGCUGCAAGAAGAAAGAAGAAACUUGAAGAAAAGUUCAAUGCUAAUGAAGUACAAAAAGUUCAGCUCCAUACAAAACUCAAGGAGAAAGCAGGGACAGAGAUUAGAAAACUUCGCCAAAGCUUUUGCUUCCAAGCCAGACCACUACCUGAUUUUUACAAGGAAAGAAAAGCAUCAAAUAUUGAGACAAGAAAGGUCCCGCAGACACGUUAUGAAUCACCUAAUGCGAGAAGAUAUCCAAUUCUCAACAUGGCAGAGAGUAAAACUUCUUUGCCUCUUAACAGACCUUCAUUGAAAAACAAUGGCACCAAGAAUUACUUGGGGAAGACUGGUCAAACAUUGACUCAUCAUUAUCCUCUGACUUCAAAUUCCAUGAAAAUCAUUACAACUCAUGAGAAUACAUCACCAAAUAUUCAGCAUAGGAAUCAAUAUGGUAGAAUUACAAAUAAGGACCAUGCUGAGAGCAGAAAGAUCUUGUAAAUGUAGCUUAACAGAAAUGAGAUUGUACCACAUUAACUAGGCACCUAAGUUGUAGCAACAUUGGCAGCCUUCUAACCCUUUGUUAUUUUCAACCCUCUAUCUUUCAGUUUGUACCCUGAGUACAUGUUUGGUAUCUCACUGUGCUUAGUGAAAUCACGAUGAGCCGCCAUGAUUUUCUAAAUACUACACUUUGUAGCUUUUGGAAAAUCAUCGAUGCGAAAUAAAAAGCUUUUGAAAUAUCAUGAUGACUCGCUAUAAUUUCAGCAAACCCAGUGUGAUACCAACAUGCACUUCUUAUAUUCAAAUACCCUUCCCAUUUUGUAAUUGAAAAUCUCCAAAAGUUAAUUUCUAUGUCAUUUUGACA